GCCGCCUCAGCCGCGGUCGCCGCCGCCUCGGCCGACUUAGGAUCCGCCGCCGCCUCUCCGCCCGCCUCGUCCGGACCCCGCCCGGGCCGCCCGGCCUCUCCCCGCCGACCCACGGUCUCGCCGUUCGGCGCAGGGCAGGUAGGUGGGCUACACGACAGAAGUCAACCCUUCUGUAAGUCACCCUGCUCUGGUUAUGAUGCUCUGAGUUCAAUACAUCUGAACUGUUGCUGUCUAUGGAUCUGCUCUAACCCUUAUAGCCUGCUUAUGGGGGAAGGUGACGCCUUCUGGGUCCCGUCUGUUCUUCCUCACAGCACCUUGAGCGCCUUAAGCCACCACGCCCAGCCACAUUUUGGCAGAAGGAUGGAGUCCAAGGUCUCAGAAGGUGGCCUGAACGUGACCCUGACCAUCCGCCUGCUGAUGCAUGGAAAGGAAGUUGGAAGCAUCAUCGGGAAGAAAGGAGAAACCGUGAAGAAGAUGCGUGAGGAGAGUGGUGCCAGGAUCAACAUCUCAGAGGGAAACUGCCCAGAGAGGAUCGUGACCAUCACAGGCCCAACAGAUGCCAUCUUCAAGGCCUUUGCCAUGAUUGCAUACAAGUUUGAGGAGGACAUCAUCAACUCCAUGAGCAACAGCCCUGCCACCAGCAAACCCCCAGUGACGCUGAGGCUGGUGGUGCCCGCCAGCCAGUGUGGGUCCCUGAUUGGCAAAGGAGGCUCCAAGAUCAAAGAGAUCAGGGAGUCCACAGGUGCCCAGGUGCAGGUGGCUGGGGACAUGCUGCCCAACUCCACGGAGCGGGCGGUGACCAUCUCCGGGACCCCAGACGCCAUCAUCCAGUGUGUCAAGCAGAUCUGUGUGGUCAUGCUGGAGUCCCCACCGAAAGGUGCCACCAUUCCCUACCGCCCAAAGCCCGCCUCCACCCCUGUCAUUUUUGCAGGUGGUCAGGCCUACACAAUCCAGGGACAGUACGCCAUCCCCCAUCCAGAUCAGUUGACCAAGCUCCACCAGUUGGCCAUGCAGCAAACCCCCUUUCCUCCCCUCGGACAGACCAACCCCGCUUUCCCCGGAGAAAAGCUGCCUUUACACUCCUCCGAAGAAGCUCAAAAUCUGAUGGGCCAGUCGUCAGGUCUGGACGCCAGCCCACCAGCCAGCACUCACGAGCUCACCAUUCCCAAUGAUCUAAUAGGCUGCAUAAUUGGACGCCAAGGGACCAAAAUCAAUGAAAUUCGACAGAUGUCUGGAGCUCAGAUCAAAAUCGCCAAUGCCACUGAAGGGUCCUCAGAGCGUCAGAUCACCAUCACGGGGACCCCGGCCAACAUCAGCCUUGCCCAGUAUCUCAUCAACGCCAGGCUGACGUCCGAGGUCACCGGGAUGGGCGCGCUCUAACACCACCCAGCAUCCUCCCGCCACGUCACCCCCUGCCAGAGCGCAAGCCCGGCUCUCACACUGUACAGCUCCCUUCCCUGCCUCACAGAUACCAGUGGAGAGGUUUUCUUCAUCAGCAAAAGGACUAGCCAUGGAUGAACGCCCGCGCACACAGCCGCUCUCCACAGAGGCUGCAGGCUCCGCAGUCCCCUUCAGUGUUCCUUGUGACUGACGCUCCAGCCUGCCCAUUCACCGGCAUGCAGUGUUAAUUAUUUUAGAAAUAUUGUUCCUUGGUGUCAGCGUAGCUGUCUGUCGUAGGAGCUGGGUCCAUGUCCCGACAGCACUCCCUGUCCACCAUUCUCCUCUGCCAUCCGGAACUGUUGCCCGAGACCCCUCCUCUCCCACAGCCCUGCCAUGCCGACUCGGUUUCCCCUCAGAGCCCAUGCCGUCUGGGCCCAAGUUUCUGCCCCAAGUUGUAUGCUGAAAUUGGGGAUUGCUUCUCCUGCCACCUGUGAGGAGCGCCAGGAGAGGAUGGUGGUGGAAGAUGUCGGGGCCCUGACCCCAGGAGUGGGGUGGAGGGCGGAGCCUGCUGGGGCCCUGCCUUCAAGAGAUGCCACGUGCUGCGGAGGCCUUUGGGGUCCCCUCAGAGUCUUCCAGGGUGGCUGGAGAGCACAAACGCGCCAGUGAACCCCUCUGUGCGCCUGAGUUCAAUAAAUGUUGUGGCCCCUCCUCA
Saimiri boliviensis boliviensis (Bolivian squirrel monkey) is the source of this 2092-nucleotide messenger RNA. RefSeq names its product poly(rC) binding protein 3 (gene PCBP3). The record is from RefSeq and is a predicted model, not a curated record. Gene Ontology annotation, molecular function: RNA binding. Lineage: Eukaryota; Metazoa; Chordata; Mammalia; Primates; Cebidae.